AUGAUUCUCCGUGCGUAUACCUCUUUUUCCUUCGUCAUUUUGAUUUUACUCAUGCUCCUUAGGCCGGAUCCCCAAGAACGUUUAUUUAUCGUAUUCUUCGACCUAUUGCUAUUAGACGAUAAUCUCGCGUUGGCCAAGCCAUAUAAAGAGCGAAGGGCACUCCUCCAUGAGGUGGUAAACCCAAUUCAUGGCCUGGCGGAUAUUACACCCCAGUUUAAUAUAGAUUUCUCUUUUCCAAGUGCAUACGAAAGGCUGAAAGAAGAAUUCUCUUUGGUUUCGGCCCAAAAAUGGGAAGGCCUUGUUCUAAAGGGCGCAGAUGAACCAUAUUUUCGAACCUUCUCUCAAGAUACAAGCGAAUUCUCGUGUUGUUGGAUCAAAUUCAAGAAAGAAUCCAUUCCUGGCCUAGGGGAUACUGCUGAUUUCGUCCUUAUUGGGGCCAGAUACGAUUCCCGGGAAGCAGCUUCCCUCCACAACAUUAAGGGGCUAUCAUGGACAUCCUUCUUUAUCGGCUGUCUGGAUGAUGAUGCGGUCUCUCUCUCAUCCAAACCAACAUUCCGCAUCAUCGAUAUUCUAAACCGACACAACAUAAACACGCCUUUGAUGCAAACCCUAAACCAAUUAGGGCAGUUCCAAGCAUGCGAUGUUGAUUCUGAUGAUGCUCCAUUUUCAUUACGGGUCGACCAAGUCCGCCUCACGAAAAUUCAAGUCAUGUUCAGAACCCCAUUCAUCGUAGAAAUGACUGGUUUUGGCUUCGACAAGCCCCAGGGUGUUCGGUACUAUUCCCUUCGAUUUCCUCGGGUCGUGAAAAUCCACUCUGAUAGGAAGUAUGAAGCUGCCACCUCCUUUAAAGACCUACAAGAACUGGCACGCAUUGCCAAUUCCGCUCCUGUGGAAGAGCUAUCGCAAGAUGUUGCAGAUUUAACGGAACGGCUAGAUCCCACAGAUAAAAAACCCCAAUACAUCGUGGACCAUUCUGAGAAUUCAGCUACUGCUAUGACAGUUUCAAGCGCCGCCACUUCAUCGCAGGCUCCAAUGGCUGGCAAUAGUCCUUUUGGGGGUCAUGAGUCUAGUCAAGGCACUGACGUUCAAUAA
Molecule: messenger RNA, 1092 nt
Organism: Arthroderma uncinatum
Lineage: Eukaryota; Fungi; Ascomycota; Eurotiomycetes; Onygenales; Arthrodermataceae
Product: ATP-dependent DNA ligase domain-containing protein
Exons: 1
Coding region: 1-1092 (363 amino acids)
Biological process (GO): DNA recombination; nucleotide-excision repair, DNA gap filling; double-strand break repair via nonhomologous end joining
Cellular component (GO): DNA ligase IV complex
Molecular function (GO): ATP binding; DNA binding; DNA ligase (ATP) activity
Source: RefSeq, a predicted model, not a curated record